This is a messenger RNA of Rhodamnia argentea, 1768 nucleotides long. RefSeq names its product protein ASYMMETRIC LEAVES 2-like. The record is from RefSeq and is a predicted model, not a curated record. NCBI's taxonomy places the organism in Eukaryota, Viridiplantae, Streptophyta, Magnoliopsida, Myrtales, Myrtaceae. The transcript is spliced from 3 exons. Bases 803 to 1429 code for a protein of 208 amino acids.
CAAAACAUAGAAUCCACAUGUCUCGCUGCUAACAACAUGGACAGCAGAUAACAAUAACAUCAAACCCCACUUCUUAAUAAGCCCAAACCCCUUGGAAAAAAAAAAAAAAACUAAAGAAACGAGAGGAAACCCUAUUUUUAAAUUCAACCCCCCCAAUCUCCUCCUUCACUUUCAGACACUCAUCAAGAGCACUCCCUUUCUUUGCUUUAUCCCCGUCUCCUUAGCCUCCUCUCCUGGGCAUCUUCUCUCUCUCUCUCUCUCUCUCUUCAUGAUCUUUAUGUCCCUCAUUCUCUUAACAGUUUGUUUUCUUCCGAACAAGCAGAAGCAGCAGCAGCAGCAACAGCAACAACAGCGACAGAGCCGAAAAGAAGCCAAUUCUGCAUGAACCCUUAAAGUAUAUCCCCCACACCAGACGGUUUCGGAAGGAGGGUUUUUGAAGGGGGCAAAGAAAAGGGUGGACUAAAAGGAAGUGACCCAAGACAAGGAAAAGUGUUUUGAACUCGAGAAAUUUCUGAUUCAACCGCAAGUGAGAAAGCUGAAAAGGGAAGAAAAAAGCUCAGCUACACAAACAGAGAGAGGGAAAGGGAGAGGGAGGGAAUGGUGUGAAAAAGCUUCAAGGCCUCGGAGAGAUCCAACCAUCCGCACGAGGUCAACGUGAGCUAAGGGAGAGAAAAGAAGGCGAAGAAACACAAAAAAAGUUGGAAGAAACAAAAAGACGAUAAACGCAGGAUCCGGAGCUUCGCUAGUUUGCACACAGCCAUCGUUCAAGCAUUUACUGGGGAAUUUCGGAAUCGAAUUCAGGAUGGCGUCGUCGUCCACGUCCCCGUGUGCUGCGUGCAAGUUCCUCCGCCGCAAGUGCCAGCCGGAGUGCGUGUUUGCACCGUACUUCCCGCCGGACCAGCCGCAGAAGUUCGCCAACGUCCACAAGGUGUUCGGGGCGAGCAACGUGACGAAGCUGCUCAACGAGCUCCACCCCAACCAGCGCGAGGACGCUGUCAACUCGCUUGCCUACGAGGCCGACAUGCGGCUGCGGGACCCUGUCUACGGCUGCGUCGGGGUCAUCUCCCUCCUCCAGCACAAGGUCCGCCAGCUCCAGAUGGACCUCACCCGCGCCAAGUCCGAGCUCUGUAAGUACCAGAGCCUUGGCCUCGCCGCUGGCCACGGCCUCAUCGCCGCAGCUGCCGCCGCGGCCAACACCCACAACCACCCCCAGAACCUCGGCAUCAACCUCCUCGGCUCUGCUGCCGGCGCACGGGACCACCACCACUACCACCACCAGCACCAGAUGAUCCGGGGCUUCGAUGCAGGCCCCAACUACGACGCGGGCCUCCUCGCCAUGAACGUCUCCGCGAGCAUCGGACAAUUGGGGCAGUUCCACCAGCCGAGGGCUGCCGCCGGAGACGAUCGCCGGAACAUCGACCCCUCUUAGAGUAUGGAGUUAAAAACUACUCUCCUCCCUUUCUCAAGAAGCCUGUUGAUGGUUUUGAUUAAUCAUCGGCAAUAGGUUAAACGAAAACAUACCUAAUUUUGCUUACUGUUAGCAAGGUUUUGUGUGCGAGAUUUGCAUAAAGAUCUCUCUCUCUCUCUCUCUGGUCUCUCUCGUUGACCUUGCUAUUGAUGCUGUUGACACCUCAGUCAAUAUAGUUAGGGUUUCAAAGAAUUAUGUAAUUUGGUACGCUAAUUACUUUGGGGGGAACUUCUUGUUCUUACUUUGUUUUAUUUUGGACCGACUACAGUUUAAUCUAGCAACGUGGCAUUUUGAAGGUGU